AAUGUGUUUCAUGUGCUACCUUCUUCAUGAACGUGGAUCUUCUUAUUCAAUCCUAUUAUGCAUCAAUUGCGCUGAUGCGGUGGGCGUGGGCGUCCCGAUUUAAUACUGCGUCAAGUUUCAGGGCCUAGUUCAUAUCAAGUGACUUGCUGUAUUCUUGAUCGGCACGGUUAUCCAUGGAGCCGUACAGUUAUCCAUGGAGCCGCACGACAAGCGCCCAACUGUGAGACCUCGGUCGGUGAUGCAUACCCCGCGUUAUAUAACGAGGCACCAAGAUGAUCGAAACUCGCACUCGCACACUGAUACCAUCCCACACAUCAGUUUUAUCUGAUCUAUCAUCUGUUCUAUCAUGUCAUCAAGUUGGACACCGGAUGAAUCUCCCGGGACACUUCUCGCAGAGAAAGGUUGGUUACAGGGUACAGUUGUCAGCGCCGUCGCCUACGGCAUUGACGUCGCCCUGUACUGCAUGUGCUUCCACCUCCUUUUCCGACAGAUGACCCGCACAAAUUACAAAAAACACCUGCCCCUACUCCUGUACAUCACCGUGACUUUCAUCCUCAGCACCUUGUUCAUGGCAACACUGGCCGAAUUUACGCAACUCGCAUUCAUUCAAGAUCGCAAUUACCCAGGUGGUCCAAACGCAUUUGAGAAUAACAUGUUUGCCAUUCCUAUAGACAAUCUUGGAAACGUCAGUGGCUUAAUAACAAUGAUCCUUUCAGAUGGAUUGGUCGUCUGGCGCUGCAUGGUAAUUUACCGAGGGUGCAGGGUGCCACUGUGGAUCGUCAUGGUGUUCCCUAGUCUGAUAUUCCUUGCAUCCGUCGGUCUUGGAAUAAUGUGGAUACUUCAAGUAACCACCACAUCCCCAUAUUUUUCCUCGACCAACAUCAACUAUACCGUCCCCUAUCUGAGCGUCUCGCUCGCACUGAACAUCAUCAUCACGAUCAUUAUCGUACUUCGUCUCCUCACAUAUCGUUAUCGCAUUUCCAGAGUUCUCGGCUCCAGCUACGGCACUCAAUACACGUCGAUUGCCGCGAUGAUCAUUGAAUCCGCAGCCCUUUAUUCUGCGUUUUCAGUGGCAUUUCUGACACUCUUCCUCCUGAAUAAUCCUAUCUCUGAGACAUUUAUUGAGUCGCUGACUCAGGUUCAGAUAAUUGCGAUGCUGCUCAUAGUUUUCAGAGUUGCGCAAGGAAAGGGUUGGUCUCAGGACACCGCGAGCAAGGUGAUGACCUCGAGGCCAUCAGUGCAACCCAUCCGCAUGGGUGAUUUCAGAUCCGGUUCACGGGACGCCUCAAAAGCGUUCGCCGAUUCCAGUAUCACAGUGACGCAUGAGACCUACAAGAUUGGCGACGGCGACUGGCUGGAGAGAGUGAACGUGGCUGCGGUCAAGUAAAUGGACCUUGGGCUUGGGUUGCUCGCGCUCC
Molecule: messenger RNA, 1418 nt
Organism: Suillus paluster
Lineage: Eukaryota; Fungi; Basidiomycota; Agaricomycetes; Boletales; Suillaceae
Exons: 7
Coding region: 347-1387 (346 amino acids)
Source: RefSeq, a predicted model, not a curated record